Eremothecium sinecaudum is the source of this 1908-nucleotide messenger RNA. It is a transcript of the gene SSP1, whose product is annotated as Ssp1p. Lineage: Eukaryota; Fungi; Ascomycota; Saccharomycetes; Saccharomycetales; Saccharomycetaceae. The transcript has a single exon. Bases 1 to 1908 code for a protein of 635 amino acids. The record is from RefSeq and is a predicted model, not a curated record.
AUGGCUGAAGACGAUACAUCACUGUAUCUUGAGGAGCAAGAAAAGAUUUAUUCAAGAGGUCCAGUCAACGAAUCAAUGAUACCUAUACCAAAUGUGCAAUUUACUCAACCACCACCGUUGCCACCCCUACCAUCUAUGUCACAAUACGCUCCAUGCAUGAAAAUGUCAGAGAAAUCAUUAAUAGGAAGAAUGAAGCACAUGUUGUUUAAACAAAACGCUUAUCCUGGUGCUCAACAAGGAAGACCUUAUUCAGUAGCGAUGGGUGAUAAUAUGCCAUUGGGAAUGCAUACCCAGCUGCUGAAGCAAGAACAACUAUGGAAGAUUAUCAAAGAAAGGCCUUUCGAACCGCAUGGUGUAAUUUCUGGAUCACCGCCGUCCCAACCAAGUAGCGCUGACACUUUCUUAUCUGGAGCGGACCAGUCGCCAGUAAAACGACAACCAGUGGUAAUUGGACGGCCAACCAAGGCAGUUUCUGGGUUGCUAAAUGGAGGAGAUUCAGACCCAGGAGGAAGGUACAGCUAUGCUGCGAUGGGUUCAUUAGAGGGAGAGCUGAACUCUAGUGCGGCCUUGGAUAUAAUCACCUACAAAAUAUUGGGACACAGGAAGGUAGGUUUAAAAAAAAUCCAGGACCGGUUGAAUGAGAUUGCGGAAAAGAAGUUUGCUGUGCAUAAACUUUAUGGAAAGUUGACCCAGGAGUUCAAUAUGUGGUCCAAUGAUGUGGUAGAGAGCGAAGAAGGUUUGAGAUUGGUCGAAGAGUUGCAAAGAGUGUUGAAAUUAGACAUGGUGAUGGAGAGGAACUUUGCACAGAAAUUUAGAGAUUUGGCAGUUGGAUUGAAUUAUAUCAAGUUAAGAGAAGACCAGAUGUUGAUUGCCAAGAAGGAGGUUAAUAAUGACAUCAAGAAAUAUGAAGCCGCAAAGUCAAAGAAAGGAGAAUAUCAUGAAGAAACGUCAUUUUGGAAAGAACUUGUCAACACCAAACAGAACUCAUUGACCGAAAUAACGAUUCUUUACCAACAGGCCCUUGCAAAGACUAUGCGAGAAUUAUUCACGUUGUCCUGUGUCACCUUUUAUGAGAACUGUACAGAAAUGAAGGAAGCCUGCAAACAGUUCUUUUCAGAUUCAAUGGAGUAUUUGGCAACCACUCUAGGAGAAGAAUAUGUGGAUGAGUACUUGGACGAGUUAAGGAAGAAAAGAGCUGACAAGAAGUGGGCCAAGUUAAGUUUUGAGGAUAAGAAUAACCCAAACAAGUUAGCUGAACUUAUUGGCAACAUGUACAAUGGUGAAGAUUCUUUGUUAAGUAGCGUUCCAAAGAAACAAUAUGUCAAGUAUUCAGCUGAAGCAAUCUUGAAAGAUGAAUUAGAGCCUAUGAUGAAGGAAAAAGAACCUAAAUUGAAGAUUGGAAUAGGCCUCGAUGAGGACGAUUGGUCACAGUUUCCUAGUGAAAGAUACAACGGCAUUGCUUCAAACAAGUACUUUUUGGAACGACAUCCGGAAUCGGUUGAUAAUCAUGAUUUGAAGGGGGGGAACUUCUCAUUCAGUCGCAAUGGGGAUCCCAACAAGGGCAGUAUAAGGACUUUAAGAGGUCUUACUUCUAAAUAUACUCGGUCAAAUAACCAGGUAUUGUCCACCACUAAAGAGGAAGCGACAGAAGAUUCCCCCAAACCUUCGUUGGUUGGCCAAGGAAGUUUAUACCAAACGCUACGUCCAUCAAGUCGGCAAUUCAGACCACAAAGUCAACAGCAUAGCCAAAAUAAGCAGCAACCUCCAACUGAGAAAUCAUACCAAGAAGUUGUAAUGAAAUUUGGAUCAGGAGGCCCUAGUUCUCUAGACCUAAGAUUUAAGGAAGCAGAAGAGGAAUUGAAUACAAAUAAAUGGGUAAAUUCAAAAAUGGAUAAGGUGGAAUCAUAG